AUGCUGCUGAAUCUUGGCCUCACAGCGGAUGUCGCAGCUGCCCAUACAAACGAUCCUCAACUUGAUUCUCCACCAGCCAACUGUCCUUUCACGAGCGCCUUCUCCCUGCCUGCGCUACCAUUCUUGGGUACUCUCUAUACUAUCCAAAAGCGGGCCGAUGGGCUUGCGCUUCCCGCAGGACCAAUAUCCGAGGCCAUGAGCCCCGACGCGUCCGCGAGCAAAGGGGAGUCCUCCAAAGAUGCUGUUCCUCCGACUACCAGACCCCGAGAGAUCAGCUCAAAUUAUACCGUUCGGAAAUCAUCGCGGUCGAAAACCAUUUACCAGUUCGCCCAUCCCGCAUCGCAUGCCCGCCAUAAGCGAUUGAAGCUUCGCCCCAAGCUGCUCUUGCAGCUGCAGCAAGUGUCGCAAACGCCUCGACCUCUACCCAUACUGGACAUCCUACCUUCCACCUUAUAUCUGCCACGAUUAGCUCGAAAGUUCCCUGCCAUGUUCCGAGGCAGGAACGGACUCGGGCCCAACGACUUGAUCAUCGUGAAGAGCGAAUUGUACGACCGCAAGGUGGGAAGCAUUCCCGAGAAACAGACGAGCUCUGAGGAGGAGGAUGACGAUCAUCGAGAAGUGCUAGCGACAAUCUGCCAGAUGCUUCAAGAAGAAGCUCGUUCGAAGGGAAAGGCAGAGGUUAGUUUGAAUUUUGGACCAACGUGGGAGGCGACGCCUCUUCCUAGCGGUUCAUACGAGUUCGUUGCGCGCACGGACAAUGGAGUCCAGGUCAUGCGCUGGGCAUUGCGAGGAGGGAAGAAUCGUAGGGUGUCCGCUCCUUCAGGAGCUCAGGUGCGCGACGAUACCAAGCGAUUUACGUUCAGUGUCAUUGACCCGGCCACCCGUCGACACCCCGUCAUCGCUUCCAUGACAAAAAAUCAACUAGAGGUCUUUGACGAGUAUGCCGCGGUCGUUCGAUCCAAUACUGGCACCGGCACUGGCGCUACGACUCCGAGCUCCGCGAGGUCCGUGAUCAGCGACAUGUCCGACGAGGAACCCAACGACGCAAACCAAAUCAUUCUCGAAGACAGCUUGCGCACAUUGAUUAUCAUGACGGGCAUCUGGGUCGCUUUUCGCGAGGGUUGGUCACAGAAUUUCAGUUAUAGCGAUCCGCUUUUCUCGCCUACCGCCGCCAAAUCGCUUGUCUCCCCGACGUCCUCACGAUACGGCUCACCGGCGCCGACCGACAACGAUGCGGCGAUUGAUCGUGAUGACUUGAGUCCGAUGAAAGAGUCCUUGAAUGGCGGCAAGCGCUGCAUGUCUAUUCCAAGCGUUCGGCGUUCCAACUCCGUAGCACCCACUGACGGUGGUGGCUUUGGCAGUCUUUCGAAACGAUCAAAUUCGACCGGUGCCACCUUCAUGGACCGAGCCAAGCGGCGGAGCGCAUCCGGCGUGAGCAUCCGUGUCAAUCGACACAGUAUGUUCACCGGCACCGGCGAACCUGGUCACGAAUUUGUCGUUUCUCGACCUUCUUCUCGGCCUCCUUCUCGGCCGCCUUCUUUACGACAGAACUCCCUUGAACCAGAGGGCCUUCUCCCUUCUGAGAACACCAAACGCAAAUCCAAAUCCCAACCCCUGACUGAGAACGGCAAGCUUUCUUUAAACCCAGAUCGGGCCACUCCCAUUCCUCAAGUCAACCAUCAGGCUUACCAUGCAUCACCUCAACCUGACACUAAAGACCCCGAAGCUCAUGUAAAGGGCAAACGACGACACCGACUCAGCAACAUUUUCACGAUCUUCCACCGAAAGCACGGCGCUCACUGA
Messenger RNA from Penicillium maclennaniae, 1803 nucleotides. RefSeq lists its product as uncharacterized. The record is from RefSeq and is a predicted model, not a curated record. NCBI's taxonomy places the organism in Eukaryota, Fungi, Ascomycota, Eurotiomycetes, Eurotiales, Aspergillaceae. The transcript has a single exon. The coding region runs from base 1 to 1803 and encodes 600 amino acids.